Molecule: messenger RNA, 1668 nt
Organism: Humulus lupulus (European hop)
Lineage: Eukaryota; Viridiplantae; Streptophyta; Magnoliopsida; Rosales; Cannabaceae
Product: AP2/ERF and B3 domain-containing transcription factor RAV1-like
Exons: 1
Coding region: 182-1357 (391 amino acids)
Biological process (GO): regulation of DNA-templated transcription
Molecular function (GO): DNA-binding transcription factor activity; DNA binding
Source: RefSeq, a predicted model, not a curated record
CCCCAAAUAGCUAACAACAACAACAACAACAACACACUCUCUCUCUUUCUCUGAGUCUUCUUCUUUCCAUUUCUAUCUUUUCUUCUUAACCAAGAGCUUAGUCAAAGCUUCGCCUCCAUUACUCUUUCUAAUUCUUCUCUUUUUAUCUCUCUUCAACCCUUUCUUCUUUAGGAAAAACGGUAUGGAUGGAAUAACAAGCAGUUGUAGUACUACAGACGAGAGCACCACCAGUACUACGGAAUCCGCAUCCCUAUCAGCUGCCAACGCCGCCGCUGUCCCUCCGUCGGUGCCUCCACCGCCUGAAAGGUUGUGUCGAGUGGGGAGCGGUGCCAGCGUGGUUUUAGACACUGGGUCGGAGAGCGGCGUGGAAGCCGAGUCGAGAAAGCUUCCGUCGUCGAAGUACAAAGGUGUGGUCCCACAGCCGAACGGGCGUUGGGGGGCCCAGAUUUACGAGAAGCACCAGCGCGUGUGGCUUGGCACUUUCAACGAAGAGGACGAAGCUGCAAGGGCCUACGACGUGGCCGCCCAGAGGUUCCGCGGCCGCGACGCGGUGACCAACUUCAAGCCUUUAUCGUCUGAGACGGACGAGAUCGAGGCGUCGUUUUUGAGCUCGCAUUCAAAGGCGGAGAUCGUGGACAUGCUCCGCAAGCACACCUACAAUGACGAGUUGGAGCAGAGCAAGCGCAACUACGGCGCCACUGGAUCCCACAACAACCGUAUGAUGAUGAUGAAGCAUCUCCUCAUGAAGUCGUCUGGGUUCGGAUCCGGGUCGGAUGACCCGCUCCUCAUGAAACAACAUGUCCGCGAGCAACUGUUCGAGAAGGCCGUCACGCCAAGUGACGUGGGAAAGCUUAACAGGCUCGUCAUACCCAAGCAACACGCCGAGAAACACUUUCCGCUCCAGAGCUCGAACACCUCCAAAGGGCUCCUGUUGAAUUUCGAGGACGGAGGUGGGAAGGUGUGGAGGUUCCGAUACUCCUACUGGAACAGCAGUCAAAGCUAUGUGUUGACCAAAGGCUGGAGCAGGUUCGUCAAGGAGAAGGGUCUCAAAGCCGGUGACAUUGUCACUUUCCAGCGCUCCACUUGUAAUGGGCCUGAUAAGCAGCUUUACAUUGAUUGGAAGGCUAGGGACAAUGGGCCGACCGCCGGCCCCGGCCCAGUCCAACAACCGCAGCUGCAGCAGUCGCCGCCGGUCCAGAUGGUCCGGCUGUUUGGGGUCAAUAUUUUUAAGAUACCUGGGAGUGGGGUCGUCGUAGAAGCUGGGAUUGGUGGUGGUUGCAAUGGGAAAAGAAUAAGGGACUUGGAAUUGUUGGAAUUAGAGUGUGCUAAGAAGCCAAGGAUAAUAGGAGCCUUGUAAUGAUAAUUAUCAAAGAAAAAAAGAGGAAAAAAAAAGGUUUAUUUCUCUUUUUUUCUACUUUUUUUUUCCAUGGUUUUUUUUUUUUGUAUUUUAGCAUCCUGUGAAGAGGGGAAAGAAAAAAAAAAGGAAAAAUAGGAUCAGUUGGAAGUUGAAUAGUGGGAAGGGGAAAAAAAGGAAAAGGAGAAGGUGUAGUUGCAACUUGCUAAAUUUGAAAUUGUAUAUUAUAUGACAAAAAAGAAAGCAGCUGAAAAAAGCUGUAAUUUUAACUGCUACAAUAGCUAAGAAAAAUAAAAAAAGAAUUAUGAGGAUAA